Molecule: messenger RNA, 924 nt
Organism: Mesorhabditis belari
Lineage: Eukaryota; Metazoa; Nematoda; Chromadorea; Rhabditida; Rhabditidae
Source: the annotation of a GenBank genome assembly
AUGUUGCUUGAGUGCUACGAUCGAGAUAUUUCGUAUGGAAUACUUGUGAAUGUCCAGGCCGGAUUCGAAGAUGUGCUGAUGUUGGGUCGAUUUGUCGAGAAGCUUUCAAGUGUUGCCGGCUACCAACAGGUACGCGUUGACGAAGGCAAUUUUUCGGCAAUGAUGUCAGGGGGUUUGGAACACGAAGAUGACACUGGCGAAGAGGACUUUGACGAGUAUGACACCGACGAAGAAGACGUUGACGAAUCCAAGGAGUUUGGUUCGAAAUCGGAAGCGAAGAUGAAUGUGCAACGUCCUCGUCCAAUCUUGAUGGGUGCAAGAUUCAAAUAUCUCUUGCAUAAUGUGAUGAUGCAGAGUCGAUCAAACCCGACCGACAUCCACCGUGAUUUUGAGCAGCAUCAGAGUGGACAGUUGCCUCUCACCGUGUUUGUGGAUCUCGCCGAGGUCACUUUCAAGCCGGAGUUGGCUAAAUUCAAGAUGCCGGAGCUGGAUGAUGAUAUCAUCGGAUUGAUUUCACGACGUGCUUUUGAUGUAGCUGGCGCAUCUUGUGGCAUAAAAGUGUUACCGGUUAGUGGUUUCAAACAAUACAUCGAGCAGUAUACCAAGGAUAUCACCGAUAACACGGGCGAAGCAAACAAAGUCUGCUAUGAGCAAGUGAACGAUCGCUGGGAGGUUGGCCUGUGUGUCAGCGAGAGAGGCUUUCAACAAGUCUCAUUUACCAACUCGAUUGCUACGACAAAGGGUGAUCGUCAUGUGGAUUAUGUUGCCUCAGCAUUUUUUCUCGUCUCUUCUCUUUUCGAUUGCUACCAACUCGAACCCGAACCGGAAAUUGCAUAUGGAAGUCAAUCACCGGGACUUUCUUUCACCACGAAGAUCACGCGAGUUACGUUUUGCAAGGCGCCGGCCAGAAACACCCCACAUUCG